Molecule: messenger RNA, 323 nt
Organism: Cylicostephanus goldi
Lineage: Eukaryota; Metazoa; Nematoda; Chromadorea; Rhabditida; Strongylidae
Source: the annotation of a GenBank genome assembly
AUGCCAAUAAGCUCUUAUCUUAUCACUCCUGUCGCUAACUAUAGCAUGCUCAUCCGCAUAUUCCUGCUUGCUCUCACCAUUUUGUACGUCAAAGCUGACAAUGCUGGCAGUGACGGAAUCACCUGCGCGUUCUGUAAAGCCGGUUUAGCCUCUAUGACACAACAAAUCCAGUCUAAUAACGAUGUCAUGGCUCAAAUGGGAGAGUCUAUAUCACAAGGAUGCGAUCAGGUUCCAAAUGAGCUGCAGAGGCGAGCGUGCAGGUUGACACUUGAUGACAAUUUCCCUCUCUUCCUUCAGGUAUGUUGUGACAUGCCAAAAUAGGG